AAUUGGAAAUUACUGGAAACUGAUAAUAUACAAAUAUAAGAAGACAGAUUAAAAAGCAUCAAUAUCACUCUAAAUUACUGUUUACCUGUAAACAUGGAUAAUACAAUGUUAAAUAGAUUUUAUGAAGACAAUGUGAAAAUGACAAGAGACGAAACAAAACAGAAUGUCGAGUUUGUGAAGCCUCUAGUGCAAGACAUUUUGCAGUACGUUCACGACAGGGACAAACGGUUUCAAAUACAACCAUUAAAUGUCGGAAGUUACUAUUCCCGCCUUAAAGUGUCUCGAGCAGACGAAUUUGACUAUAGUGUAGUGUUAGAUGUCGGAUCAUCUCUUGGUUGGACUACCGGAACACCGGCUUAUUAUGGAUAUAAUAGUAACGGAAAUAAAGAAGUGGUUCGUACAUCGUUUCCACUGCCUGCAGCUCCAGUUGGAAAAUGUUUUAUACAGAUUACAGGAUUGGUAAAAACGUGGGAUAAUGAACGUUUGAAUGAAGGACCGGCUUGUUUAUCAAUUGAUGACCAUAUUAUACCUAUAAAAGUUAAAAGAAGGUUUAAAGCACUCGUCAGUGAAGCUGUGAAUAGACCAAGAAUACGUCAAUAUGUGGACGCACAACGAUUAUCAGAAUCACCUGCCGCAACAUUGACGAUUCGUCAUCACAAAAUUGCCGGAGAGACAAUAAGCGUAGAUCUUGCUCCUCUUAUCGAAGGACACGUUCCGUUCAAAACAGAGUUUGGUUGGCCUAGACCAGGAGCCAGAUGGCCGUCCAGUACAAAGAUUCAAGAGAUAAAAACCGAAGGCAUCCACGAAGUUGCUAAAGAUCCAUUUUAUUGGUCUUUAUCAUUUGUAACGUGCGAAAAAAAGUUGCUAGAGGGUAUUGACUCUAAUGGUACUUGCCGUAAAAAGAGUCAAAGGAUUAUAAAAAAACUUCGAGAAAUGUGGUGUCCGAAAGGAACAAAACAAGUAAUUACUUCGUACCAUCUUAAAAAUAUUCUAUUCUGGGAAUGUGAAAUUCGUCCAUUUGAUGCAGAAUGGACUAAUGAACAGCUUUCUGUAAGAAUUGAGUCCAUGUGUUACUUGCUCAUACAACAUAUCCAGCGUGGUAACCUGCCUCUGUAUUUCCAUACAGGGGUCAAUUUGCUGGAGAAUAAGGACAGAGACGCUCUUGACCAGGUUGUACAGAACAUUUUCAAGUUUUUGAACAAUCCCGAACAUUAUCUUAUUUAGAAUAUGAUGUAAAUCUUUUGGUAUCAUUUGUUUUGACAAACUUAAAAAAAUGCAACACUAGAUUAUUCUGUUCCCAUUUUCAAAUAGCAAAUUUAUGUAAAAUAAAUGUAUAAACAUAAAUUUAAUUAAUUUCUUAAUUGUCUGAAAUUAUAUAAUUGAAAUUAGCAAAAUAUGAUAUUUGUAUUGGCUGUUUUA
Molecule: messenger RNA, 1419 nt
Organism: Mytilus trossulus (common blue mussel)
Lineage: Eukaryota; Metazoa; Mollusca; Bivalvia; Mytilida; Mytilidae
Product: protein mab-21-like 3
Exons: 1
Coding region: 94-1224 (376 amino acids)
Source: RefSeq, a predicted model, not a curated record